This is a messenger RNA of Hypoxylon fragiforme, 2676 nucleotides long. Its product is annotated as subtilisin-like protein. Gene Ontology annotation, cellular component: cytosol. The transcript has 13 exons. Gene Ontology annotation, biological process: proteolysis. The coding region runs from base 1 to 2676 and encodes 891 amino acids. Lineage: Eukaryota; Fungi; Ascomycota; Sordariomycetes; Xylariales; Hypoxylaceae. The record is from RefSeq and is a predicted model, not a curated record. Gene Ontology annotation, molecular function: serine-type endopeptidase activity; tripeptidyl-peptidase activity.
AUGCGCUUCUUGAGCCUCGCUUUGGCGCUCCCCUUCGCCGGGGGUGCCGCGGCCUUGAGCCGCCGGGCUGACGACAACAGCACGGUUACUACCAUCAUUCCGAGGAGCUACAUCGUGGAGUAUGCGCCUGGCCAAGCAAAUAGGCGAGAUGGGCUCAGAGCCGCCGAUGGCAUCAAGAUUGUGAAGACCUUCAGCAACCCCAUCUUCUCGGGCGCCAGCAUCGAGACCGAUUCCUACAGCGUGGAAAGUCUCCAGGCGAUGCCGGACGUCCUGCACGUCUGGCCGAACAAGAAGGUCUCGCUGGGCCCCGUCGCGCCGCAGAUCGUCGGCGCCGACGUCCCGCAGAGCCUGAACUACACCUCCCACAACGCCACGGGAGUUGACAAGCUGCAUAACGCGGGCAUCUUUGGCAAAGGCGCCAAGGUGGGGGUUGUUGAUACUGGUACUUGGUACAACCACACAGCUCUCGGUGGUGGGUUUGGGCCUGGCUUUAAAGUAGCAGGCGGAUACGACUUCAUUGGCGAUGGGAGCUGGCCUAUAGGCGACAAGUCACCGGAUAGUGACCCUAAGGACCUUAUGGGCCACGGAACCCAUGUUGCCGGGAUCGUUGCAGCCAAGGGCGACGGAUGGACGGGUGUUGCCCCUGAGGCGACUUUGUACUCAUACAAGGUGUUUGCUCGUGAAGAUUAUACCGACACAGAAACGCUGAUUGAAGCAUUCCUGCGAGCUUAUGACGAUGGCGUUGAUAUCAUAACGGCCAGCAUUAACCAGCCCGGCGGCUGGUCUUCCGAAGCCUGGUCCGAAGUCGCCUCCCGUCUCGUGGACGAAGGCAUCCUCGUCACCAUCUCCGCCGGAAACGACGGGGACAAGGGCCCACUUUACGGCAGCACGGGGUCAUCUGGCACCAAUGUGAUUGGCGUCGCCUCCGUGCAGGGGGAGGUGUUCCCCUCGUUCCCCUUCGGCGCCAACUUCUCACAGGGCGGAACCACCAACACCACGACGCUCGGCUACCUCCCUUCGACCUACUACUUCCCGUCCUCGGUCGUCGGGUGGCCCGUCGUGCCGCUCGCCUUCAACACCUCGGACCCCGCCGAAGCAUGCCAGCCCUACCCCGCCGGCACGCAGAACCUGACGGGCAAGAUCCCGCUCGUCCGCCGCGGCACCUGCGCGUUCUCGGUGAAGCAGGGCCACCUGGCCGCGCUGGGCGCCGAGUACAUGCUCUUCUACAACAACGAGAGCCCGCUCGCGCAGCCGGGGACCUCGGACGAGAGCACGCUGAUCGGGCUGGUGACCGCGGAGAUCGGGCAGGCCAUCAUCGACUUCGUGCAGGCGAACGGGUCCGUGACGGCCGACUUCUCGCUGAACCCGGAGAACCCGAUCGCGUACGCGUUCCGCGACGCCAGCAAGCCCAACAUCUUCUCGCAGUGGGGGCCCUCCUUCGACCUGGACAUCAAGCCGGACAUCGCGGCGCCGGGCGGCAACAUCUUCAGCACGUACCUCGACGGCGACUACGCCAUCAUGAGCGGGACGUCGAUGGCGGCGCCGUACGUGGCGGGCAUCGCGGCGCUGUACGUCGGGGCCUUUGGCGGGCGCGAGGUGCACGGGAAGGGGUUCGCGCACGCGCUGCGCAAGAAGAUCAUAUCGAGCGGGACGAGCGUGCCGUGGUCCGACGGGUCCGACACCGAGUUUCCGUUCACGGCGAGCGUGGCGCAGGUGGGCAACGGGCUGGUCAACGGGUUCAAGGUGGUGAACUACAGCACGGAGGUCGAGUACGACAAGUUCGUGCUCAACGACACCGCGCACUUCCAGCCGUCGCACCCCGUGACUAUCACGAACACCGCCGACCGCGACGUCAGCUACAGCUUCUCGUCCGAGAGCGCCGGCGGCCUCGAGAUCGUCGGCUGGCUUAAUGUCGAGUCUGGGUGGUCGAGACGGGUCAAGUCGUUCGAUGAGAUCGAGCCCAUAGAGCUCGCUGUCGAUGUUAAGCUGCCUGGAGACUUCUCUCUGAAGGCUGGCGAGAGCAAGACUGUUUCGGUCGACUUUGUUAAUCCCCAAGGGUUGGGCUGGAAUUCGUCCGGGUUCCCUAUAUAUAGCGGGAAAGUCAUUCUCUCCUCUAGCUCUGGGGAACAGCUUUCGUUUCCUUACUUGGGACUCGCGACCGACUUGAAGGCAGAGUUUAACGGCUCCAUCAACUACCCUACGUUUCCGUUCUCCACGUCUACGGCUUAUUCAACAAGCCUGUCGGUCAAGUCCUACUAUACAUUCAAUAUUAGCCGAGCCUCUCAAGACUACCCAAAGAUUUAUACCCGAACCAUCUGGGGUAUCAAGCAGUUCCGCUGGGAUGUUUACGAAGCCAACUGGAACGAGAGUCUGUGGUCUUACCCACCAACAGAAGGCGAGAAUGGCUAUAUUGGACCGGUAGCGGAAUGGGUUGGUUCGUCAACCUACGAUGAACGAUAUGACAAUCCCAAUGAUACUGUCACCUAUCCCAUAACAGACAAUUUACGUGGAGGUGGGACUCAUUGGUGGUUCGGGAAGCUAGGAAAUGGUAGCCAAAUCGCGAAUGGUAACUACACAUGGCGCUUCGCCGGACUCAAACCAUUUGGAGACCCGGCUGUUUCGGGAGAUUGGGAUAUUUAUAAGACUCCUCAAAUCACGGUUUUGGGCCAUUAUUAG